This is a messenger RNA of Leptopilina heterotoma, 5406 nucleotides long. RefSeq lists its product as uncharacterized. Lineage: Eukaryota; Metazoa; Arthropoda; Insecta; Hymenoptera; Figitidae. The record is from RefSeq and is a predicted model, not a curated record. The transcript has 2 exons. Bases 1582 to 5406 code for a protein of 1274 amino acids.
AUAUAUUGUAUUAUAUAUUGUAUUUUAUUUUCUUUAAUUUAAAUGUGUUUUUAUUUUAAUAUUGACUUGAUAGUAGCUUAAUUAACAUUGACUUGUUAUUACUUUUUUUUACCUAACCCCAAUUUAAUUGUUAUUUAACCUUAAUUCAACUUAAAUUCACUAUUAAUUUUUUUUAUUAUAAACUUCAUUUUAACUUGAAAAUUAACUAAUAUUUAAUUUAAAAAAUUUAUAAUUAUUAAGUAAAAUUUAACUUAUAGUAAUAUAAGUAGUUUAAUUGAAGUCAACCUUUACGUCAUAUAUUUCCAAAGUGCAUCUAUUUACUACUUAUGUAUUAUGUUUAUUAUAAUUAUUGUUUUUAAUUAAAGUUAAAUAAUUUUCUUGUUAACAUAUAACUCAAUAUACCAUUUCAAAUUUCGCGCGUUACCGACGGUGUGAUGAAUUGAAGAAGCUUCACUCAGCCACCACACAUACCGCGUGGUGAGAGUGCACAGUUGGGUGAGCAUGUGGUGGGGUGUGCGCGCGGUGGGGGUAGGUCCAUAAGAGUUGUCGUUCCACCGUUGAUCAGCACAUUCUGUUCACAGCGUCGUCGUGGGUAGUCAACUAUGGAGCAUUGGUGUAGCUGCUACCAAUGUCACCUGAUGAAGGUGUCCGUGCAUAAUUUACAGAAUCCAGACAAUGAGGUGCCGCUACCUCCAACACCACCCCCUGCGUCACCACCCACGUACCAAUGGUACAGGUUAGAGACGCCAUCUUUUGUGGAGCUGGGGUCUCCGCCGAUACCUAGAGCACAGUCAACCCCACAAGCCAGGUCGAUGACUCCGCAACAGGGGUUACCUACAACCCCGCCAGGGAUUCCACCACGGUCAAGGUCACCUUCACCAGUACCACGACUCGAAGAGAGGGUGCCAGUAGAAUCAAGGUUGCCAGUGGUAAAUCCCCAAGCGGUCAACGAUCAGCGCAUGCAACACCGUCGUCAUCGUCGCCAGAGACGACUAACUGUUAAUAUCACUAUUAAUAAUUUUUAAUAAAGAAGUUUUCAUAUAAAAUGUAUAUACUUUCUGCGCAAGAGUAAAAAAAAAAGUGUGAAUAAUGAGUCUGACUUGGAGUAAUGUGAGUAUAAUGCGCAUGCGUGAUAGGUUGGAGUGGGGGUAAAUGGUAUAGUGCGCAUGCGUGAAAGGUAGGAGUGGGGAUUUCGGGGUAUAUAUUCAGGGAUUUUAGCGAGUUUAGUCAGUAGCUGUUUUGUUCACAGAUUCAGCGGUUCCAACAGCAGCAGCAGCAGCAGCAUCAGCAGAUUCCCCUUGCCAUCACUAAUUGUCUUUUUUUUUGUUAUAUUUACUGUCUUUUUUUUUUUUUGUUAUAUUUACUGUCUUUUUUGUUAUAUUUACUGUCUUUUUUUGUUACAUUUACUGUAUUUAUUGCAUUUACUUUAUAUUGGUUUGUAGGUUAAGUUCUUUAGUUUGUAAGUUCGUUUUGUUUAGUAUAAGUUUGUUAGUUUGUAAGUGUGUUCUUUUGUUAGCUUGUAAGUGUGUUCUUUAUUCUUUUUUUUUGUUAGCUUGUAAGUGUUUAAUUUUAGGUGCAGAGAUGAAGCGUAAGGCGAAGACUACCGAUGGACCACGUAAGCAUCCAAAUUACGGUACAAUCCUUGAUGAGAGUGAUGUAACUGUUACUCUCAUCAAGGAGGCUCUAGAGUUGAUUCCUCUUUUAGACGACGUCAAUUUAAGACGUUCAUUCGUUGAGAGAUGGGUUGUAGAAUGCUCACAACAUGAAAACGUAUUAUCGAGCAUUCUCAAGUCGAUGUACUUCACACAUCAAAAGCAAAGAUGUGUGAGCAUUCUACAAUCCAUCAUAAGGUUUCGCGCAUUAUUUGAGUCCCACGUAGUAGAUGGCUCUGGAAUCGGUGACCCAGACAUUAAUAAACGUGUUCGCUGGGAAGAAUGUGAGAGUGCGUUUGCGUGUAGGCUGUACACUAAUAUGGUCCUGAAUCUAGUGCACAUUGAUGUUAGUGCGUUUUUGGAUGAUGCGUCUAGACUUUUUCAGGACCGCAUUAGAGAUGCUAUUAACAAAUAUGGUCCUAUUUUGGUGUAUGGUGUUCUCAUUGCCAACUUUAAAAGGGUUGAGAAUGAGGAAGAAGUAGUUAAGCCAAUCCCGUUUGGAACUAAGGCUAACAGCAUCUUCCCCACAACCCUUUUAGAUGAUUGGUUUGAUGAGAACAUCAAGCAGCCAAUCUUGCGCAGUGUAGAAGAGUUUUACGCAAAGGGUUCAAAUUGGAAUCUUCAGUCUAUUAUAAGACUUGAAGUGAAUGUAAAUAAAUACAAUCCAAUGCGUGCGAGCUCAUACAUUGAUCUACCUUCACAAAUUAAAAGAAAGAAAGCCUGUAUUAACGUGCAAAACAAAGAUAACGAGUGCUUUAAGUGGGCGGUACUGUCAGCCUUACAUCCAAAUGUCGUGAGAAGUGAUCGUGUUUCCAACUAUAAAGAAUUUGAAAAUGAGUUAAAUUUUGACGGAAUAGAUUUCCCAGUAACGUUAAAAAAUGUCUCGAAAUUUGAAAAAUUAAAUGAUAUUUCAAUUAAUGUCUAUGGUUUAUCAAAAUACUAUGGGGACUUCUCAACACAUCCUCUCCAUCUCACUGCGGAAAAAAGAGAUAAGCAUGUAAAUCUCUUGUAUGUUGCCGACAUGUAUGCGGAUGAAAGUGUUGACAGUAAUGUAUUGUAUGACGAUGAUGGUUUUAUGAAUUUCCAUUAUGUAUGGAUAAAAAAUUUGUCACAUCUUGUUUCGAAACAAUUGUCUGCUAAAAAUGGUAAAAAACAUAUCUGUGACCGAUGCUUACACUACUUUUCAUCUGUAGAUAGAUUGAAUGCUCACCUUGAAAAUUGUAAAAAAAUGAAUGAGUGUAAAGUAACGUUACCAAAACCUGACAAGAGUCUGAUUACAUUUAAAAAUUAUAAGAAUAAAGAAAAGGUGCCAUAUGUAAUUUACGCCGACUGUGAAAGUCUACUUCUUCCCGCCGAUGAAGAUGUAGACAAUUUAAGUAAGACUGAGGUAUUCCAGCGUCACAAAUUGUUAAGCAUAGGCUAUUAUAUAAAAUGCAGCUACGAUGAAUCAUUAUGUAAAUAUGUACCAUGUCCGAAAAAUGAAUCCGACCCUGCCAAAUGGUUUACUGAGGAAUUAAGGCAAUUAUCUGAAAAAAUUGAUAAUGUAUUUAAAAAUCCGAUACCAAUGAAUGCCUUAACUCCUCAAGAAAUCAGUGACUUCAAGCGAGCGACAAUAUGUCACAUUUGUAAUGAGAAAAUACCGGCAAGCGAAAAGAAAGUCCGCGAUCAUUGUCACCUUACUGGCAAAUAUAGGGGUGCUGCCCAUGAAUCGUGCAAUCUAAACUAUCAAGAUUGUCAAACGAUCCCCGUAGUCUUCCACAAUUUAAGCGGUUACGAUGCCCAUUUUAUAAUUCACGCGAUCUCGACGAGCUUUGAAGGAAAAAUUGACCUCCUCCCCAUUAACAAAGAGAAGUAUAUCUCUUUUACUAAACAUGUCAAGGGGAGUGAGGUCAAAUUUCGAUUCAUUGACUCAUUGCGAUUUAUGGCAGCAUCCCUAGAGAAACUCGCAUCGUACCUAGACGAGUACAAAAUCGUCAACUCCGUUUUUGCCAGUACGGUGACAGAUCCGGAUAAAAUAAAAUUACUAACGCGUAAAGGUGUGUUCCCUUACGAGUACUUUGACUCCAAAAGCAAACUCGACGAAACCGAAUUACCCCCCAUAGAGAAAUUUUAUAGUACUCUGUAUGACGCCGGUAUUUCUGAUGACGAGUAUGCGCAUGCGCAAAAUGUAUGGACCGAGUUUGACUGUAAAAAUCUAUGCGACUAUGUACAUUUGUAUAUGAAAACUGAUGUAUUGUUACUUGCGGAUGUCUUUGAAAAUUUUCGAAAAGAAUGUGUUAAAGCGUACGGGUUAGAUCCUGCUCACUAUUAUACGACCCCCGGUUUAACUUGGGAUGCUAUGCUCAAGUACACGAGCAUAGGAUUGCAACUUAUAACUGACAUCGAUAUGAUUAUGUUUGUUGAGUCUGGUAUUAGAGGUGGCAUUAGCCAAUGUUGCAACCGAUAUACUAAAGCAAAUAAUCCGUAUAUGGAGAAAUUUGACAAAAAUGAAGAUACAAGCUAUAUUAUGUACUUCGAUGCCAAUAAUCUAUAUGGCUGGGCAAUGGCUCAAGCGCUCCCUUAUGGUGGCUUCAAAUGGGUUGAUAAUGUUGACAACUCCUUCGAUUUUAAUGUGCCUGACGAUUCACCUGUUGGGUACAUACUCGAAGUUGACUUGGAGUAUCCUGAAAAUCUCCACGAUACUCACAAAGAUAUACCAUUUUGCGCAGAAAAUGCGAAACCACCCCUCUCGAAACAGGAGAAAUUAUUAACAACUCUCCAACCAAAAGAAAAAUAUGUGAUCCACUACCGCACUUUAAAACAAGUUGUCGCCAACGGCAUUAAGCUUGUUAAAAUUCAUCGAGUCUUACAGUUUAAGCAAUCAACAUGGCUUAAACCAUAUAUAGACUAUAAUACGAUGAUGCGAACCAACGCCAAGAAUGAGUUCGAGAAAAAUUUGUUCAAGCUCAUGAACAAUGCGGUAUACGGUAAAACAAUGGAAAAUGUCCGUAAACAUGUCGACAUUAAGCUUGUCACCCAAUGGUUUGGCCGCUAUGGAGCUGAAGCCCUUAUUUCUCGCCCGAAUUUCCAUAGUCGAGCGAUAUUCGACGAAAAUCUGGUUGCCAUUGAACUGCGUAAAACCGAGGUACUACUCAACAAACCAAUCUAUGUGGGGUUAAGUGUGCUCGAUGUUUCCAAAACGCUUAUUUACGAUUUUCACUACGGGUAUAUGUUAAAAAAAUACGGUGACAAUUGUAAACUGAUGUAUACCGAUACAGACAGUCUAAUCUAUGAAAUUAAAUGUAAAGAUGUCUACAAUGACAUGAAAAAUGACAUCCAAAAGUUCGAUACGUCAGACUAUCCCGCAAACAACGUGUACGGCAUUCCGCAAGCCAACAAAAAGAUUCUCGGUCUAAUGAAAGACGAAUGUAACGGCAAGAUCGUUACCGAAUUUGUUGGCUUGCGGAGUAAGAUGUACAGCGUACGUGUUGAAGGUCAAGACAUUAUUAAAAAAGCUAAAGGCAUUAAAUCCGGCGUUGUUAAAAAGAGUAUUCACUUUGAUGAUUAUGUAAAAUGUCUGAGAGAUUUUGACAUUCAAACUCGAACGCAAUAUAACAUUAGAUCGCGGUUACACAAUGUCGAAACUGUAAAACAGAUAAAAGUAGCCUUAAGUCCGCAAGACGACAAACGGUAUUUGUUACCGGGGAGUACCGAUACUCUACCGUGGGGACAUUAUGCGAUCCCUAAAAUCGACGAAUUAUUUUGUAAAACAUGA